This is a messenger RNA of Cydia pomonella (codling moth), 6021 nucleotides long. RefSeq lists its product as uncharacterized. The transcript has 16 exons. NCBI's taxonomy places the organism in Eukaryota, Metazoa, Arthropoda, Insecta, Lepidoptera, Tortricidae. The record is from RefSeq and is a predicted model, not a curated record. The coding region runs from base 382 to 2784 and encodes 800 amino acids.
AGCCCGCCGACAGAGCCGGUCAAUUACUAUCGAAGUUUAUUAAUAUGAACUCUAUUAUAACUAGCUAAAGUGUAUAAUUGUGAUACUGGUUGAGAUUGUGUAGUGUAUAGUGGAUUAGGAUAUCUUCAUGGGAUUUUAGUCGCUAUUUAGUGUGAGCAAAGCUGUGAUUUGAGUGAUUUUAUGUUUUAAUUGUGGUUAUUUACAUUCGCGGCGUGUUUCGGAUACGAGUUUAUUUUUAUGAGAAACGUAGUUUUGAUGAUUGUAUACAUGCGUAGUAAAUAGGAUCGUUUUGGUUGUAGUUAGAAGUGAUUAGCUAAAUAAAAAACAAAUAUGUAAUUUGGACAUAAGCUACCCAUAAUUACUGUAAUUAGUGAAAACAAAAUGCAUCGGCAAAAUUUAGUGGCUAGCGAGAAAGACUCCUGUGCUAGUUCUGUGGUAGUGGGUCACAGUGAUGUUAUAAUGGACCUGCCAGAGUUGGAGCCUUUGGAAGCGAGCGUCCCUCCUCGCCCACACAAACCCGCCCGGUACUGCAGCAACCUCGCCAGCAGAGGUUUCUUCAGAGGCCCACUCCGCAUCUGCAAACUGCUGGCAUUCCUGAUCCUGUUGCCCAGUCUGUUCAUCUUUAUACCGCUUUACAUGAGAUACCGGGUAUUCCAGGCACAGAUGUACCCCAUGAGCAUGACAGACAUGAGGCUUAUUGACAGCAAGAUAUCCCCCACGUGGUGCCAGCGACAAGUCGUUAAGUCCAACACAACCUUCAACGCCUUCGUGAUGCCUGGGCCCCCAGAGCUUUCUGAAGAGCUGGUGCCCGUGUCCAUGACCAGGGAACUGGAGUUGGAAGACGACAUGAAGGAGUACUGGGGGUUCUAUUUGCUCAAGGGGUCUACUGUCACGGUGUCUGCUUGUGUGAACCAUCCUGGAGCCUCUCUCAUCAUGAUCAAAGGCUACAAACACCUAAAAGAUUGCGCGUACAUCGGAGAUGACUCGUCAGAAGAAGUAGACGAACUUCUAGAAGCAAACAAGCUAGGCCAGCUAUCAGACACCAUUCUUGCUGAGAAGAUACUGAAGUUGCUUGAUAAAGACCUCCCACUGACCGGAACAAACUUGCCUGGGAAGAUUAAAGAAGAUCUCCAGCUAUCUAAUACAAACUUGCUUGGAAAGAUUCUAGAGCUGCUGGAAGCCAAAAAGUCAGGACAACUUUCUGAUAAGAUUUUGGUAGAAAGGAUGCAGGAGUUGACGAGUAAUGGGAAAACUAAUCAUCCUGGCACAAUGAAGCGCCACAAGGCAGGCGUCAGCUUCCUGGACCGCGAUCGACACACCAAUAAUGUGACGUCCUCCGAAUCCAUGCCCACUGCCGACGUCACAGACCACGAUCCCAAGGAACUCCGUGAAAUCCUGGAAAGUUUGCACGCACAACGCCAAGCAGCGAAAACGGAGUCGUUCAAGAACUACCAGCCUCCGGGUAACCUGAUAUCGCUGAAGACUGCAAAACAACGGCAUCGGGACACCAACGUUGAUAAGGAGGAGAGAAAAUGGAUUUCGUUCAAUGACCUCAAUGCAAACACCAGCGACCAGAGCUCCAAGAUUGCUAAUGCAACGACAGAAAGAAAAACAUCUAAAAUCGUCGAAACGACCCCAGAAUUAUCUACCAUGCCAUUACUAAAUACCACACCCGCUAAGAAAGAAGUUGUCGAAGUAACAACAACAGAAAAAUAUACAAAAGACAAAAACCUAUUACUAACAGCAACAGAGAAUGUGAUAACGACAAAUGAGCCUUAUGUAAGAUUAGAUAAUACAAUUGAAGUGAAAAGUGGAAAAAAAAAUAAAGAUGGUGCAAAUAUUGACGUGGAACCGACCGCCGACACUCAAGAGCCUAGUUCUCGGGAAGUGUUCGAGAACAUUCUACAUCAGCUUCAGAGCCUGGGUCCGCGAGGCACCAGGAUCCUCAAACGACUCCACAAAACCAUGGGCGUGGAUUAUACGCAACAGGGUCACGUGGCCAAUAUAAUGGGAGCUGUGAAAGGCAGUGACGAGGAGCUGGACCGCCUCAGGAAGGUGCUGGUGGAAGCAAUUGAUGAAGAGAAGACGCGACCUCAAAGACGCCAAAAGAGGCAUGAAGCGAGAGAAGAGGCUCGAGCGAAACGAGACCUUAUGUUGGGACAGAUCGAGAUACAAAAAGACUUCAACGAGGAUGAUGAAGCGCGAAACAAUGCUGCUGAGGAGGACGUACAACCAGACGGCUACGCUGACCGCCAUGAGGUAAUCAACGAAACCACUCCCUUUGACAUGAGCAACUCGGAGUACUGGUCCUCGUUCUCCAGCUCUGAAGAACGGCUGCUGCAGUGCGACGGCCUGAUCCUGAACCUGCCCAUGACUCCUCAUAGAUCCUGCAUGAAGAAUGCUGAUGACGCGCAGAGUGCGACUGCUGCCAAAGCUAACGCACUUACAUACAGGGUCCCUGCUAACGGGUACUACUUCUUCGUGUUUAACUCCGAGAACGAGCGGCAGAAGAACUUUAUCCGAGCUAAGUUCGACCUGCAGAAAACCAGGUACGAGGUGGCGCAGACAGCGCUGCGAGAGUGCCGGAACAGCACCCAGCGGUGUGACUUGCUGCUGGACAUCUUCUCUAGCCAGAAGGUGGUUCUAGAAGUCCCCCUGCGCAACAACGACUCCCUCUGGAACGAGCAAUUUGUGAUCGUGUCCGAAUGCGAACCCCGGACCUCAAUAUACCUGGCCUGCGUCGUUGCUGUUCCUCUGCUGAUUAUGAUCUUCGCCUUUCAAUGACGACAAAAUGAAGACAAUGAUGAUAAUGAAGACAUUGACAAAGAUAUAAUACAUAUACGAGGUUCAUAAAUCAUAAGUAUAGUCGUUAGAUUAGUAGCUCGCCCUCAACGGCUUAUCUAAUAAGCCGUUGAUUAUCCAUUGUCCAUUAUUAACUAAAACGGCGCGUGCCACUACCUGCAAAAAAAGGGCCCGGUCACUUUAACCGGUUAUUUAAUUACAACUCCUAUGGCAAUUGAAAUAAGAUUCAAAAUGAACAAAUGGAAAAUAAUUUGCAAAUUCGUGUGUGGUCCCUAUACGGUUACUGAGUGCCGGCGAGUCGAACGCUACCGAACCAGCCUAAGAUGUGUCCUCGAUAUGCGUAACAAAGGCGCGUUAUCGGAGAGCACACCUACACUGGUUUUUUGAGCGUUAGACUAGCCCGCGCUCAGGUGCCUAUUAGAAUUAUACGAUCCUUUUUUUGCAGGUAGUGGCACGCGCCGUUUUAGUUAACAAUAGAAAAUGGAUAAGCCGUUGAGGGCCAGCUACAAAUCUAACGACUAUACAGGGGACUGCAAAAGUGCACAGAGGCGGCGCUACGCGUGGGCGACGAGGGCCACCGCCUACGGCCUCGCGGUCUGAGGGGCCUCGCCCAUCAAAUAAGUACCUAUAUCUCGGACACAACAAUGUUCGUUAUUACUUGCGCCACCAGAGGUGAAAGUGCAUACUUACCCACUUUAUGAUUGGUAGUCAUAAAUCGUGUGGUUGAAGUUUAUGAUCAUAUCUAAAUGUAAAUCCCGCACCUCAGUAUGCUUCUAAGUCCUUCCAAGCAGACAAAAUCAAAUCUAAUUGGAAUAAAUUUCAAAAAUGACUCUGGGACUUUAGAGGACAUCUGGCCUGCAUCACCAAGUAAAUAAUAAUUAUGGCGAUCAGAUUUACAAUUUUUAUACAAUUUUGAAGCUAGAGUUAGUAACUUUAAAACUGAAUUUGCAGAGUAGGUAUAGUGAUCUGACUUUAUUCUUUUUUUUUUUAAUAAUGACGUUUAUUCAAAAUUUGAACAUUGGUACAUAAUAACACAUUAAUAGAUACAUUUUCUUCACUUGUUAAAGCUAGCCACAUUUUGGUGGAUGAGUGGGUCAUACACAGAUUUCAAAACAAAAAAAUUCAAACUCCUGUGAACAGUAGUAAAUAACUUGUGUCCAUAAUUAUAAUUACUCGUAAUUAUUUCAUAGAUUCAUACAAUAUAAGAACUCCUUAUGUAGUUUAGGGUUCUUUGAUAAAAUUACUCUAGUAUAACCCUUAACUUGGGAUGUGUCCACAGAAGAGACGUGAACUGCGGUGUAUGACCCCCGUACAUAACUAUCUAUUGCGAUUUUACUUUUUGUAACAGACCGGACACGAUUCAACGGAAAUCAAUAUCCUCUUCGCCCAUCGUAUUAUAUAAACGUGAAGUUGAAGUGAAACAUUUUUGCUCACAUUUAAAUAUAUCAUUGUUUAUUCAUAAUAAUUUAGACAAUUCGUUAUAGAAGCGCUGGUGGCCUAGCGGUAAGAGCGUGCGACUUGCAAUCCGGAGGUCGCGGGUUCAAACCCCGGCUCGUACCAAUGAGUUUUUCGGAAUUUAUUUACAAAAUAUCAUUUGAUAUUUACCAGUCGCUUUUCGGUGAAAGACAACAUCGUGAGGAAACCGGACGAAUCCCAAUAAGGUCUAGUUUACCCUCUGAAUUGGAAGGUCAGAUGGCAGUCGCUUUCGUAAAAACUAAUGCCUACGCCAAUUCUUGGGAUUAGUUGGCAAGUGGACCCUAGGCUCCCAUGAGAGAACACCGCGAGGAAGAUGAUAAUUGUUUAUUCAUAAUAAUUUGAAGGUUAUCUGUGGCGAUAAGGAAUUUGUGUCAAAUUACUACAGAAAUAAUAUUUUUAGGACACUGUUAUCUAUAUGUAAUUGAUAAUUAUUGUUUUUAUAAUUUGAUAAUUGUUUUUUAUACGUUAAUGAGAAAGGUCACGGCUCAAUUUGGAACGAACUUAAAUUAAGCGUCAAUUUUUUUGUUUUUUUUUUAUUGGGCGUGAAAUUAUAUGGUGCUAUUAUAAUAUAAUUAGUCAACUCUAGAAACAACUGAAUAUUAAAAUAUAUUAUUAAUGUUUAUUUGAUAUAGAAUUAUUAAUUAUUAUUAAGUACAUACGUUAAGUUUCUUUUUGCGUUAUUAUUGAAUUUUUUUUUAUGUUAGUUUAGAAUCCUUAGUUUAGAUAAUUUUAAAAUGAUUUUCAUAUUCUUGCCUAAAUAUUUGUAAAUUUAUAUUCGUUCAUUAUCAAGUUUGUGCGAGUUGUUACAUGUAGGUAUUCGUCAAAGCUUAUAGGCAUCAAACCAUUUCUGUCAAUAGAAAAAAAGCGGAAAAUUUUAAAAAUGUAUAGGCGCGAUGGUUAUCAAGUUAUCAUCCCAUAUAAUAGAAAAUUUGAAUUUCGCGCCUUAUUCUAUUGACAAAGUUGUUUGACCAGGCCUACAUAAUAAUAUAUAUCCAUAUUAUUGAAAGGAACAGAAUCUCCUUAGGCAGAACUGUUGCAAAAGUAUCCAGCUGUCAGCUAUAAAUAAUAGUUCCAAAUCUCUCUAGAGUAGUGCUAGAGUAACUAAGAACCUAGGCGUUAUUGACGGAGUGAAGUACGCUGUCUAUGAUUUGAUUUUUUUCUCAAGUAUUCUAGGUAUUGUAGCACCACCUAUUUAUGGUUUUAUGUCGGUCACGGUUUGGUAUAUGGAGAUUUUGUUCCUUGCCUCUAUCUUCCAUAAUCCAUAUGUUUACUUUAAUAUAACGUUACACAUACGUGGUCUAACAUAAAGUAUAACUAUACUACAACACACUACACACUACACACACACACACUACACUACACACUACGCACUACAGUUGUAUUGUAUAUAAUACAAUACAAUACAACUGUAGUGCGGAAAGACCAUUAGGACAACUCAUUAAAAAUAAAAGCAUAGCCUAUAAGUUUAAAAAUAUAAGCACAAACCUAUUAUAAUUAUAUAUUUCAGAAGAUGUGCCUUCCGUACAAUUGAUUGAAAUAUUUUACUUAUACAUAGUUAUAAUAUAUAUUAUAACGGAAUAAUAGGGACGUAAGUUCUUAUAACCCGACUGUGUCGCAAAGGAGGGUAUUGUGUUUCUUUUUUAAAAUUGUUUUAUCUAGAGGCUUCUACUGUGAUACUAGUCGUAAGGCAAAUGUAUACUUUACAAGUAUUUAUACUAUUAAAUAAAUUUUACCAUUAGCAAA